AAGAAGUGUUUCAGGAGUCAGUAAGGCUUCUCCUAGUUCCCUUUCUUACUUUUUAAACAAACUGAAGCACAAAAAUGUCCGUUCCGCAUGAGCCUGGUCACCCAGGGGCUACGGAGACCUCCAUUAAUAACACCUCGAAGGCGCCUCAGCCUCCCAAGCUUGUUUUAGCCGACCUUAACAUCGAUCCCUCUGAAACUGAUGGCGGCGAUACUCUUCAAGUUUCAACUCCGGACAUCGCCAGGUUGUUAAUUGAUGAAACUAGUCAAGAUAAGAGUACAAUUACUAGUAGAGACAACGAUGCAGUGGAAGGUGAAGGGAAACGGUCAAACAAACUUGGGAGAUCCCGUUCAAGAGGCAGUAAGGUAGAGUCCCCACUUGAUUGUGGAGCUGAUGCUGAUGGUGAUUUGCCAGUUCAAGGGGCUCCCUCAUCCCGUGAGGAGAGAGUUAGCAGCCUUAAAACAGCUUUAGUACAUGUUGCGCGGAAGACACCGAAAAAUGCUCAUGCUCAUUUUAUUCUUGGUCUAAUGUAUCAAAGGUUGGGCCAACCAGCAAAGGCAGUUUUGGCAUAUGAGAAGGCAGCAGAGAUCUUACUUCGCCCUGAGAUAGAGAUUGACAGGCCAGACUUACUUUCACUGGUUCAGAUCCACCAUGCACAGUGCCUUUUAUUAGAAAGUUCAGGGGAUAACAGCCGCGAUAAAGAACUAGAUCCUGACGAGCUUGAGGAAAUUCUUUCGAAGCUAAAGGAAUCAAUACAAUCAGAUAUAAGACAGGCAGCUGUAUGGAAUACCCUUGGCUUUAUUCUUCUCAGAACUGGUCGUCUGCAGAGUGCUAUUUCAGUUUUGUCAUCUUUGUUGGCUAUUACUCCUGACAACUACGAUUGCCUUGGAAACCUUGGGAUUGCUUACCUACAGAGUGGAAAUUUGGAACUGUCAGAAAAAUGUUUUCAAGAGUUGCUUCUCAAAGAUCAACACCAUCCUGCAUCCUUAAUCAAUUAUGCUGCCCUUCUUUUGUGUAAACAUGGUUCAGUUGUCGCAGGCGCUGGAGCAAAUGCUGGAGAGUGUGCUUCUGCAGAUCAGGUUACUGCUGUCAAUGUGGCAAAAGAAUGUUUGUUAGCAUCCUUAAAAGCAGAUCCAAAGGCAGCGCAUUUAUGGGCUAAUCUUGCUAAUGCAUAUUGUAUGAUUGGUGAUCAUAGAAGUUCCAGCAAGUGCUUAGAGAAGGCAGCAAAGUUGGAGCCUAAUUGUAUGUCUACUCGAUUUGCUGUUGCAAUCCACCGGGUCAAGGAUGCAGAAAGAUCUCAAGAUCCUAGUGAACAGCUUUCUUGGGCUGGAAAUGAAAUGGCUUCAAUAAUAAGGGAUGGAGAUUCUGCUCAAAUUGAGUUUCCCAUAGCAUGGGCAGGGCUCGCAAUGGUUCACAAAGCCCAACAUGAGAUUUCUGCUGCAUUUGAAACUGAACAGAAUGUGCUGAUGGAGGUGGAAGAACGUGCCGUUUACAGUUUAAAGCAGGCAAUUGCUGAGGAGCCAGAUGAUCCUGUGCAAUGGCACCAGCUUGGCCUUCAUAGCCUCUGUACUCGGCAAUUCAAAAACUCGCAGAAGUAUCUCAAAGCAGCUGUUACCCGUUUUAAGGAUUGCAGCUAUGCAUGGACAAAUUUAGGAAUCUCACUGCAACUGUCAGAUGAUCCAUCACAAGCAGAAGAAGUAUAUAAGCGGGCCUUGUCAUUGGCCACAACUGAUGAUGUGCAUGCCAUAUUUUCCAAUCUUGGAAAUCUCUAUCGCCAGCAGAAACAGUAUGAACGAGCCAAAGCAAUGUUUACAAAGUCUCUCGAACUCCGACCUGGCUAUGCUCCUGCCUAUAACAAUCUCGGUCUUGUAUUUGUUGCGGAGGGUCAAUGGGAGGAAGCCAAGUUCUGUUUUGAUAAAGCCCUUGAGGCAGAUCCAUUGCUGGAUGCAGCCAAGUCCAACGUGAUAAAGGCAACAGCAAUGUCCAGAUUGCAUUCUGGUUUUUCCUGAAGUCUUGAAGCAAUAUUGGCAUUGUCCAGAUUGCAUUCCAUUUUUCGUGGAAGUCUUUAAGAUUGGUUUACACAUGAAAAGGUCCACAGUUUUCUCACUCAGUACAAGAACCGAAUUUAAAGCCCAUACACAUAGCACAUUUCUUGCUGCUUAACCGACAAACCUCACCAUGGUGGAUUCAUGACAUCAUACAAACUUGACUGAAAAUCCAAAUGAUAUAUUGGCUGCAAGCCUUGCAACAAUGGGUGCAACUGUUCUCCCAUCAUUGCCGAAGCUUUCAAGGGAAACAGGUAAACCCAUCUCUUCUCUCCCUCAUAAGCCAUCCUGUAAGUUUCACUGCAUACAAAUCUCCUAAUUACAACUCGAAUUCGCUGGAGCAUCACUGGCCUGUGAUAUGUUAGCUGCAUUGUAACCCAUGUAGCAGACAUUUCAGACGAUGACAACCACGGCCUAGCUUGGCUCUACUGUAACCCUUUUUUUCCCUUCUAUGCUUUGGUUUCUUCGCAACAUCCUUGGACCAGAUUUAAACCAAAUUUAGAGAAUGCCAAUGCAGAGCUUCCACGAAUCAUCAUGGUGCAAGUAAAACUACUGCCUUCAUCAAAUGGUAAAUCUUCAAAGCAGAAUCAGGGUUCUCUAUUGGGCUUCAGUGCAUCUCUUAACGCGAAACAACAUUUUUUCCAACGUGCUUUGAAUCAAGGAAGCAUUAGUUUGUAUUUUACUGGGUUAAAUAGUGUUAUACAAUUGUUUUUUGAUGAGAUCAUAGCUGUAAAUAGGUCAAUUUAAGUAUGGCUAAGUGUAAGAGCGUGACUUUUCGAUCCAAUGUGCCUUGAAAUCUUGAGGAUAGGAAGCUAUUUGAUAGAGGAUUAUAUUGGUACUAAAUGUUUUAUAAA
Messenger RNA from Humulus lupulus (European hop), 2896 nucleotides. Its product is annotated as probable UDP-N-acetylglucosamine--peptide N-acetylglucosaminyltransferase SEC. The record is from RefSeq and is a predicted model, not a curated record. Gene Ontology annotation, molecular function: protein binding. The transcript has 11 exons. NCBI's taxonomy places the organism in Eukaryota, Viridiplantae, Streptophyta, Magnoliopsida, Rosales, Cannabaceae. The coding region runs from base 75 to 2006 and encodes 643 amino acids.